ACUAUUGCAAUGGCUAACACAUGGCCCGAAGUUCAGCUGGCAGCCUCUGAAAACCGUCGCGAACUAACUCUUCAUGGACAAGAGAUCAGUCGGAGGAUCAAGGAUGGUGGCAUUGACGAAAACCUUUUCGAUUUGUCUCUGUUAAAUUUUCUAGACAUAUCGAAAACAUGCCUUUCCGAUGUUGGAUGUAGUAUCGGUCGACUGACAAAUCUCACUGAUUUGGUAUUGCACAACAAUAACCUCACGUCUGUACCGAAUGAAAUCACAAAACUUACGUCGCUGAAGCUUCUGGAUGUGUCCAAUAAUCAGAUUACUUCUUUUCCUGAUAAUAUUUCACCCUUAACAAAUUUGCAGACUUUGAAUGUAUCUAUGAAUGAAUUAUCCGAGUUCCCAGCUGUGGGGUCUCUAGGAGCUUUACACAUUUUCAACAUUUCACACAACCAACUAGAGAGACUACCUGAAGGGAUUUUCUCUUCAUCUCUUGUACACUUGAGCAAGAUUUUAGGAAACGACAAUGAUAUCACCGAACUCUCUGCAGAUGUUGUUGAUUUGACCCAUUUGAAUACUUUAGAUUUAUCAAACAACAAGCUGGUGGAGGUUCCAUCUGAAUUGAGUGAAUGUGCAAAACUCAAAGAACUUAAUUUGAAAGGAAACAAAUUCAAAGAUAGAAGAUUCGGAAAAAUGGUAGAUCAAUGUGGCCAUAAAUCUGUGUUAGACUAUCUUGCAACACAGUUAAAGAAAGAGCAGGAACAGACAGGAAAGAAGGGAAAAGGGAAGAAAAAGAAAGGUGGGAAGAAAGAACAAGUAGCGGUCCAAGAUAUCAUAAAGAACAUGAUUAACAUCUUACAUUUUGCUGAAGCAGCAGAGGCAGGAUUUACAGUGCAGUUGAAACCAGCAGUUCUGUCUGUUAGACAGUACAUUGUCUGCUGUAUUGUCAGAGAACUUGAUUUCCAACAGUCAGUGAACAUGUUUAAAAACUUCAUCACUCUACAGACGAAGCUUCAUGAUGGGAUAUGUCAGAAAAGGCAGGCUGCCACUAUCGCAACUCAUGAUCUGAAGAGUGUCAAGCAACCCCUUACCUAUGAUGCCAUGUUCCCACCUGUUCUAAAGAUUGUGCCCCUGUUCAAGAAGAAAGAGUCGUCAGGAGAAAAACUAAUGGCUGAUCUGCGAAAGGAGGCCGAAGAUUACAGAAGAGAGAAGAAAAGAAAUACGCUCUCUGGGAUUCAUCAGUAUCUGGAUUUAUUAAAAGACAAAGUGCAAUACCCAUGUUUAGUAGAUGGUGAGGGUGAUGUCAUCUCGUUUCCACCCAUCACAAACAGUGACAAGACCAAGAUUUCUAAAGAAACAACUGAGCUGUUUAUAGAAGUGACCAGUUCCACUAGCUUGGAUGUGUGUAAGAAGGCGAUGGAUGAACUGUUAUUGAAAAUGCUGGAGAUGGGAUGUGGGGCCAGAGCCAACAAGGGCAAUGGUGAUGAAGCAAGUGCAAGUGCUAAGCCCGAAGCUGACAACAGUACCCCCAAGCGGCUAGUAGUAGAACAGGUUCGCAUUUUGGACUGUGACACCACGAUGAAGGUGGUGUACCCAUCUCGUACAGAUCUUCCAUGUGAAAAUGUAGAGGUAAUCAGGAGUUACGAUGAUUGAAAGUAAUGGAACUUUCAUAGGACUCUCCUACUGAACAGAUUUAAAGUUAACAAUACAUACAAAGAAGAACUGAGAUAUACCAUCUGGAAAAAGGAUAUGAUAAUAUCAGUGAGGAUUUACACGAACACUUUCAAUAUCUGUGUCCUAUCACAUACCUCUGUCCAACAGAUAUAAAGGGACACCAGUCACUGUAAAUCACUUAAAUUUCACAUUGGAUUUAUUUUUGCAAUAGUGGUGGAGUCAAUCAUGAAUUCAAAUCCCUCUUGAUUAUUUUCUUCAAUAUCAAUAUCGGAGUCCGGAAGUGUUCAUUUUUUUAAAAUUAAGCGUAUAAGAUUGUGUACCAGCUGGAGAUAUUUAGUUGGUUUGAGUUAAAAAGUUUAUAUUCUUUUUAAGUAAAAAUGUUGAAGUCUAGAGUUUAUUUUGUCACCAAAUAUUAAACAUUAGAGACGUGUAACUUUACAGCCUUUUAGUGCUAUUUAAUCUAUUUAGAAUGCAUAAAAUGAAUUUAUUUUAUAUACAAGAUUCUAUGAAAUUUGUAUACUUGUAGAUAUCCACAGGGUAAUGCCCUGUUGGCUUUUUUCAUGUGUACAUCUAGUUCUAAAUGAAUUAAUCAAAUUUUUCAAUUAAAUAGAAAGUACAUUUUUUUUGUAAUUUUUAAUAAAGAUAAUUUCUGCAGAAA
Molecule: messenger RNA, 2320 nt
Organism: Ylistrum balloti
Lineage: Eukaryota; Metazoa; Mollusca; Bivalvia; Pectinida; Pectinidae
Product: leucine-rich repeat-containing protein 47-like
Exons: 5
Coding region: 10-1641 (543 amino acids)
Biological process (GO): phenylalanyl-tRNA aminoacylation
Molecular function (GO): phenylalanine-tRNA ligase activity; protein binding; RNA binding
Source: RefSeq, a predicted model, not a curated record